Molecule: messenger RNA, 786 nt
Organism: Paramuricea clavata
Lineage: Eukaryota; Metazoa; Cnidaria; Anthozoa; Malacalcyonacea; Plexauridae
Source: the annotation of a GenBank genome assembly
GACUUCCAGAGAAGUUUGCAGAGAUAUUUGAACGACAAGAGUUCUACAAUGAAUAUCCUACAAGACCAGGUGUUUGCCAAAUCCCGUGAAGUUCUUAUAGCGAAGAAACGAGAGCUUGUCCAACAACACGCCAAAGGAAACCGACCACAAGCUUGUCGAGAGUUGACGACGGCGGAGGAAGACAAGUUCUUUGAGUUGGGUUUGUUCGGAAAACACGACCCAGAAGUUCUCCAGAGGACCGUUUGGUGUGUUCUUUCUCUUCAUUUCGGCUUUCGAGCGCGUGACGAGUCGAGAAAACUAAAGUGGGGAGACGUAUCCAUCAGUAAAGACCCCGAAACAGGCAGCGAAUUGUUGUUGUAAAAAGCUGAACGAGGUUCAAAGACCAGGCACGGCGACGGGCAACAUCAGAGAGCCUUUUAUCCCACAGCGCAAGCAACCCACAACGAACGUUGUCCUGUUCAGUUAUAUCGUGCAUUUUCCCAGCAUCGACCAGAUGAAAUGAAACAGCCGGACUCUUCAUUCUUCCUGGCUAUUAACCACCGUCGCCAGCCAGGUUCUCAGAUCUGGUAUAACAAAGCUCCACUCGGAAAAAACGAAAUUGGCAAGUUUCUUUCGAAGGCUGCGAAAGCUGCUAAAUUGCCUGGGAACAUCACAAACCACUCGGUGAGAAAAACCUGUAUUUCCCGUUUAAUGGAUGCCGAUAUUCCCGAGAAUUACGUCACCCAACUGAGCGGUCACAAGAAUUUGAAAAGCCUCGAUUCUUACAAAUCCGCUUCGACAGAGUAG